Pectinophora gossypiella (pink bollworm) is the source of this 1026-nucleotide messenger RNA. RefSeq lists its product as uncharacterized. The transcript has a single exon. NCBI's taxonomy places the organism in Eukaryota, Metazoa, Arthropoda, Insecta, Lepidoptera, Gelechiidae. Bases 1 to 1026 code for a protein of 341 amino acids. The record is from RefSeq and is a predicted model, not a curated record.
AUGGGUAGCAUAGAAGAGGCGAUAAGCCGAAACAGGAUUCCUCCAAGAGACGCGGACGUAUUGAGACAGGAUGUGGCUGUAACAUUACGUCACGCUAAAGUCCCGCCGAAUAAUAUCACUCCUGCGGAGCGUUUAGCUCUAAGGGAAGUUCGCGCUGAUGAGGACAUUCUUGUAUUGAAGGCAGAUAAGGGCAACGCGACUGUGAUCCUGGAUGUUAACGAAUAUGACGAGAAGAUCAGAGCACUACUCGCUGACGAUACCACAUACAAGCAGGUCAAUUACAAUCCCACGGCAAGAGUAGCUAAUCGAACCAAACGUUUGCUGCAGGAGUGUAAGCCUAUCCUUCCUGAUGACGUAUAUCAGUGCUUGUCUCGUCCUAAAACAACCCAGCCUCCAAGAUUAUAUGGACUGCCUAAGGUGCACAAAACUGGCGUACCGUUGCGGCCGAUCGUGAGUCAAAUCAACACACCUACGUAUGAUCUGGCUAAGCAUGUGGCCCGGGUACUGCAGAAUCUAGUGGGACAUACAUCCUCGUUCGUAAGGGAUUCACGCCAAUUUGUUGACUUUCUUAGUAGGAUGAACGUGGAAAAGGAGGAGGUGAUGGUUAGUUUUGACGUAGAGUCUCUCUUUACCAAUGUACCCGUUCAGGAAUGCUUAGAAGUGGUUAAGAAGAAAUUGCAUGACAACAAUAUCCCGAUGGAGUAUGCUAAACUUGUGGAGCACUGCCUAUUAUCCAGUUAUUUUGUAUACAGGGGGGAAUUCUUUCUGCAGAUUGAUGGAGUAGCUAUGGGUAGUCCCGUAGCUCCUGUGAUUGCCAAUUUGUGGAUGGAACAUUUCGAAGAACGUGCUAUCUCCACCUUCCCAGUUCCAUUGAAGUGUUGGAUAAGAUACGUAGACGAUAUCUUCUGUAUAUACAAAGGAGGGAAACCACAGACAGAUCAAUGUUUACAGCAUCUGAACGCCAUCCACAAAAACAUGCGUUUCACAGCAGAAAUGGAGAUGAGCUUUGGCCUUUUUGGAUGUUAA